GCCGGUAGGGGCGUGGCCUCCGGAGGGAGGGCUGGUGGAGGGGUCUCAGGAGGGAGGGCCCGAGGGCCGGACCCACAGGGCGACCUUAAAAAUUGCCCGGGGGCCCGCGGCCGCCAGCGGAGCGCGCGGGCGGCAGAGGGCGAGCCGGACACAGUCAGGCUCGGCGGGAUAUGUGGUACAUUCCCUUCCCUCCAGAGAAUCGCCUUCCACAGAAACCAGUAACGUCAUGAAAUCCAAUCCAGCCAUCCAAGCUGCCAUCGACCUCACAGCAGGGGCUGCAGGGGGCACAGCAUGCGUACUGACUGGGCAGCCCUUCGACACCAUGAAGGUGAAGAUGCAGACCUUUCCAGACCUCUACCGGGGCCUCACAGACUGCUGCCUCAAGACCUACUCCCAGGUGGGCUUCCGUGGCUUCUACAAGGGCACCAGCCCNGCACUGAUUGCCAAUAUAGCAGAGAACUCGGUGCUGUUCAUGUGUUACGGCUUCUGCCAGCAGGUGGUCCGUAAAGUGGUUGGAUUGGAUCAGCAGGCAAAACUGAGUGACCUUCAGAAUGCAGCUGCUGGCUCCUUUGCCUCCGCCUUUGCCGCGCUGGUGCUCUGCCCCACGGAGCUUGUGAAGUGCCGGCUGCAGACCAUGUAUGAAAUGGAGACAUCAGGAAAGAUAGCGGCCAGCCAGAAUACAGUUUGGUCAGUUGUGAAGGAGAUCUUUAGGAAGGACGGCCCCUUGGGCUUCUACCAUGGGCUCUCAAGCACUUUACUUCGAGAAGUACCAGGCUACUUCUUCUUCUUCGGUGGCUAUGAACUGAGCAGGUCAUUCUUCGCAUCAGGGAGAUCAAAAGACGAACUAGGUCCUGUGCCAUUGAUGCUGAGCGGUGGAUUUGGUGGGAUUUGCCUGUGGCUUGCUGUGUAUCCGGUGGAUUGUAUCAAAUCUAGAAUUCAAGUUCUUUCUAUGACUGGAAAGCAGACAGGACUCGUCAGGACCUUCCUGAGUAUCGUAAAGAAUGAAGGAAUAACAGCCUUGUAUUCUGGACUGAAACCCACCAUGAUCCGCGCAUUCCCUGCCAAUGGGGCACUGUUUUUGGCCUAUGAGUACAGCAGGAAGUUGAUGAUGAACCAAUUGGAAGCAUGGUGAAGUGUCCUGGUGCGCCUGGAUUCAAGGCAGGCUUUUAGUGACUGGUCAACUCAGGGUUUCAGGGAGUACAAGAACAAUGUAGAAUUAUGUGAAUCAUUGGAACUUUGAACUUGUCUUCCCUUCUUCUAUUCAAAGUCUUGGAUUUUUUGUGGAUGGUCCUCCAUUCUACACAGUAUAAUUUCUGCCUGUUAUUGAACUCAAACAGAAAAGUCCACCCUUGGUAGAGUGAGUGUACAGGGGAACUGGUGGCCUUAUACACAGGGAAUCCAGUGGCCUCAUACACUAGCCUUAUGCACCAGCCUUGUGCAGACUGCCUUCAUUUCAGGACAAAUUCAGNGGAAGUCAGCGGUACACAUGCAAUUUAGAUGGCCCUGUCACCACAGGAAAACAAGACUUUGUUCUGGGUUUAAUUAUAAAUGGUGACCAAUUUUUAGGUAGAUGGUUGUAGAUGAUUGCUUAUAAAUGAUCCUAGGUAGAAGGCUAUUGCUGAAAGCCGCUGGGCCUGCGCACUAAGAGGCUAACUUUAUUUUUUAAACUUUUUGUGGUAUAUUAAAGCUAAAAUAUCCCUCUAUAUUUUUAGAAAAGCUUCUGUGCAAAGUUGUGUGGCUUCUAUGUUCUUGAUGAAGUUUCAGGGUGGAUAUCCCGGAUUUUUCUCAUGACGCUUCUUCCCUCACAGUGCAGUUCAUCUUCUAGGUGGGCUUCUCAUUCUACCCUCUGGUACUGGGAGGUGUGGCUAGAGUGUUAGACCUCUGGAGGGCAGCAGAGGACGCACNGGCUCCUUCUCACUCAGAGCUUCCUCCCUCUGUGCUGCUCCUGAAAGACAGGGACUGCCCUGCCAUGCUCUCUUGAAAACCAACAGAGGUUCUUGCCUGCUCUCAGCAGGAAUCCAGGGUGCUCCUUUGGUACUAGAUCUGAGGCCACUCUGAGCCCACUGUGUCUCUGUCUCCACCAAUCAGACGCCCUUUCAGGGAGCAGAAAGGAAGUCUGGGCUCCCCGCUUUGAUCACAGGGUUCUACUAAUGGAGACAUCCAAAGGAGCCCAUUAGCUAGAUACCCUUUCUGAAGCUCACUUUUGGGUCCAUGAUUCCUUGAUCUGCUUCUGUAUUUGGAGCUGGCAGUUUAUGAAUUUCAAUGACUGUAGAUGAUAUAUAACUUUGGAAAGCAUUGUGACAUAAUAAAGGUAUUUUUAUUAAA
Molecule: messenger RNA, 2325 nt
Organism: Mus caroli (Ryukyu mouse)
Lineage: Eukaryota; Metazoa; Chordata; Mammalia; Rodentia; Muridae
Gene: Slc25a15
Product: solute carrier family 25 member 15
Biological process (GO): mitochondrial L-ornithine transmembrane transport
Cellular component (GO): mitochondrion
Molecular function (GO): L-ornithine transmembrane transporter activity
Source: RefSeq, a predicted model, not a curated record